AUGCACCGCUACGUGCAGUGCAUGCACUCCAUGCACCGCUACGUGCAGUGCAUGCACUCCAUGCACCGCUACGUGCAGUGCAUGCACUCCAUGCACCGCUACGUGCAGUAUCCGGCCAGGAGAAUGACCGCGCUCUUUGACCUAUCGGCCGUCACGCUCCGCUGCUCUGCUCACUCUUCUCACUUUUCUCUCCUUCCUGCUCACUCAUCGUCCCUUUCUUGCUCACUCUGCUCCCCUCCUGCUCACUCUACUCCCUCUCCUGCUCACUCUGUUCCCCUCCUGCUCACUCUGCUCCCCCUUCUGUUCACUCUGCUCUCCUUCCUGCUCACUCUACUGCCCUCCUGCUCAUUCUGCUCUCCUUCCUGCUCACUCUGCUCUCCCUCCUGCUCACUCAUCGUCCCUUUCUUGCUAACUCUGCUUCCCUCCGGGUCACUCUGCUCCCCUCCUCCUGCUCACUCUGCGUCCCUCUCUUGCUCACUCUGCUUCCCUUCCUGCUCACUCUGCUCUCCUUCCUGCUCACUCUGUUUCCCCUCCUGCUCACUCUGCUUCCCAUUCUGCUCACUCUGCUUCCCCUAUUGCUCACUCUUCUUCCCCUUGCUCGUGCAUGUAAAUUCUGCUCAGCCACGUGAGAUCCACGACCAUCAGCCGUUGAGUCUGGGCCAUGUGUCGAGCGCGUCUAUGGACAAUGUGUUCGAGGCCCUGCUGCGCCCCAGCAGACCCAGACCAGAGCCACACACGGCAGACCUACAGAACAUCAUAAACGACCUGAAGGCGGAGAACGCACACCUCAAGGGGGAGCUGCAGGAGGCGAGAGACCAGGCCGACCUCCUCGAGUUCCGGGUGCUCGAGCUCACUGAAGCUUCCGACCGGUUCUCCGAGUCUGGAAAGUCUGGAAAUGACAGAGACUUGACAGAGGAACCUACGGGGCAUGCUGCCGUCUCUGACGACCUGUCUCUGCCUCUGUCUAUUGACAGCGGCCUCGACCUCACGGCAGACGGAAAAAAAACGCGUCUUUCUGGGCCUGGCAAGAACACAUCUGGGCCAGCAUCUCCAGGUUCAUCCAGCAGUUCGGUGGUGAGUCCAACUGGAUCGCGACCCAGCAAUAGCCCCGACCCCGAAAACAAACAAAUGUCAGCAUCACUUCAGUCCAGUUCAGUUCAGUCCAGUUUGUCGUCUAAACCUGCCAUAAAAGCUAACAACGUGUCGGUAGAGAUGGAGGAAACCUCAACUUCUAAGUUCGAGGAUGCAGAAGCGGAAGUUGAGCGACUCCAGGAAGUUGUUGCUAACUUAGAUCAUUACUUAGCGUCGCCUGAGCAACUUGAAGCGGCGCUGUUGCAAGCUAUGGAGAAACUGCGGGCUAUGGACGCGUCAAUCCAAAACCUCGAGGUCAGAGUAUCGAGUUUGUCGGGUGAGAAUCGUUAUCUCUCCGACGCCUUGUCAGCUCUGUCGGAUUCCCAUGAGACUCGUACCGAAGCGUCGGGCACUGAAUCUGAGAUGGUGAGUCGCAAGACUCCGUCCCUGCACUCGGAUCUCAGUGACUCAGAGAGCGAUUCGUCAGCGACAGAUUCGCGUCCGACCAAGAAGCGACUCGAAGUCACGUCCAGCUUCCAGGAGUCCGGGAUAUUCGACGGGACCUGUGACGUCACACACGCUGCGACACAAACGGAGACAGGUCCAGAGGUGAGGCUGAUGAUGGUGUACGAUGAGAAGUGCGAGCUGGAGGAGGCAGAGAACGAUGCCCGCCUCAUGGUCCAGAGGCUGGACUCUCAGCUGACGGCGGCGCGGGAGAUGGAGUUGCUGCUGAGCGCUUCACUGUCGCAGGAGCAGGAGAUCUCCAGGGACCUGCAGGACAAGGUUAGGGAGCAGCAGGUAUCAGAGAAAGAGCGCUGCCUAAGAAUGGUCAUGAUGGAGAGGGACAACUUCAACCUAAACAUGGACGACAGAGUUGUUAGCCUCGUGCUUGACAAAGACUCUUACGCAUCCCAGCUUCUCUUCGUGAAGCACAGUCUUAUUUUAUUGCAAGUCUUCCGACACUUCCAGCUUCACAACACCAACAUGUCGAUCGACGUUGACGGACAUCGAACUCCUGAUGGCGGGUUGGAUGGCUUAGAUGAGGUCUUGCCUUCACGUCUUGAUAAGUUAGAGGAUCACAUGGACUUGGAUACGCUUGGAGAUUCUGAUUGCUCCGGUGAAGACAUAAAUGAUUCUUGUGAUCUCAUCAUCGCAAAUGAGGACCCUGAUGUUCAUGGCUCCUCCGAGAGGGGGGAUCUGAUCGACAGCGCCAUCGAUGAAGCCCUCAUGCAUAUUUCCUCAACAGGGUCUCAAGAAUUGGACUUUUCGUCGUCGUUUUUGUCGCUCGAUGAAAUGAUCGGAAGUCCUAAAUUCCCCGACUUUUUGGUACCCGGUCUUGUGGACGUGAGUGUUCAGACCGAGCCUGAAGUGCAGCGAAACCAGGUUCCAUUUACGAAUAUUGAAAACACUUUAUUAUUGACACCAAAUCUUCCUUAUGAAAGUAAUUCAUCAGAAUCAAGCAACCAUCAUGAUGACAUCGAACGUCAGCCUGAAAACCAUUCCAGUCACUCCGACUUUUCAGCACCUAAAGUUAGUCUCACCAGUCAAGGCAGUCAGACUGCGGCUGUGCAGAAGCCUCUGGUGCAGAACAAAGGGACGAUGACGGUGCAGAAAGACCUCUUGUCACAGCGUGAAGAUUUGUACCUCGGCCAGAUCGAGACUCUCCAGCAGGAGAAGAUAGCGCUUAGGAAGGAGUGCGAGCAGGAGCGAAGUACCUCGCUGCAUGCGUGCCGUGCGCUGCAAGAGGCGCUGCAGGAGGCGCAGGAGCAGGCGCGCGCAGGCGAGCGUGCGCGCGCUGAGCUGCAGUGCGAGCUGGACGAGCUGAGCGAGCAGCGCGACGCUGCCACCGUGCAGCUCAACAAGCGCAUCCAGCAGCUCACAGCUGACCUUGCACGCUCCAGCGACGUGCAUGAGGCGGAGAAGGCGGCGUUGCGGCGGGACUACGACGCGCGGGUGGCGGAGGUGGCGGCGGAGCGGCGGCGUUACGCCGAGCGCAGCGCGCAACUCGAGCGCAACCUGCGCGACCUGCGCACCGAACUGCAGGUGGUCGGGGUGGCCAUGGUGGCGGACAUGACAGGCUUUGAAGGCCGUCCACACGAUGCUAAUUCAGCGGCCAUCAAGGCGGACAUGGAGGACGGAGGCCAGCAGGAGGCCGACCACGAUGGACAGAGCAGCGACAUGAUGGACAAGAUAAGGCGGCUGGUCAAGUCAGAGGCCGCCGCCAGGGCAAAGAUAAUAGAGCUCGAGAAAAAGGAGAGCGCGUACCGCCAGACCAUCCAGGAGGCGGACGCCAUCAUGCAGCGGCACGUUGCCGUGUACACGACGCGCAUAGACGAGCUCGAGGCCUCCCACGACCUCUGCCAAGCACGACUAGCGCAGCUCACGGCCUCUGAGGCACGGUGCAGAUCUACCCUGAAGAACAGUUGUCGCAGCGAGCAGGACGCGCGAGUCUCGGAACUCAUCGAACAACUUCUGAACACUGAGAAGUCGGGGCUCGAACUUAAGGAUAAACUCUGGAGACUUGAGAAGAAUGAGAAGGAACUUAAGAUUAGGUUGCUGGAGAGCGAGAAGGCGCAGGAGGCGCUGAAGGGGGAGCUCCUGGAGCAGGAGGAACUGAUCCUGAAGAUGCAGGCGCUGCAGGUGGAGAACUGCGCCAUCACUGAGCAGCUGCAGCAGGCGCACGAAGGCGUACGGCGCACGGUGGACCUGCAGCAGACGCAGCGGCUCCUAAAGGCGCGCGUCGAGGAGCUCGAGGCGUCCGAGCAGUCCUUGAGGGAGUCCUUAGACCGCUCCUGCGCCUCCUGGGUCCUUAAGGAGAGGAAGUUCAAGGAACAGUUGUCAGCGCUGGAGGAGGAGGUGUCAGCGCUGAGAAGUCAGCUCGAGACCUCAGCGGCUGACGCGAGCGAGGCUCGUGCGACGGAGGUCGCGCUGAAGCGUCAGCUCGAGGAGGUCAAAUGUCAGCUCGUCGAGGUCAGGAGGGAACUCAGCUGCUCCAGCGCUGACGAGACCAACAACCGAGCUGAGGUGUCGCGCACGCGCGCUCAGCUGCGGCAGGCGCAGGCGGCGCUGACGGACGCCGAGGCGCUGAACUGCGGCCUGCGUGAGCGCCUGGCCGCCGCUGAGGCGCUCAAAGAGGCGCUCGAGCGCGCGCUGGACGAGCGCAAACGCAGACACGAGAGCGACCUGCUCGCCCUCAACCUGCAGGCGAGUCAGCGCGAGUGUCGCCUGGAGGAGACGGAAGGUCAGCUGUGUGAGCUGACUCAGCUGCAUGCAGCGCGCGAGCUGGACCUGCUCGCCUCCUCGCCUGUCGAGCCUGCCAUCAGGGCGACUUAUCGCCUGCUCGCCAAACUCACCGUGUGCGCGGAGUGCGCGCAGCUGCACGGCGCAGUGGUGCGCGAGCUGCGGGCGCAGGUGGACGCGCUCAGCGAUCUCCUGAACGGCAACAACGACGACGACUCUGAUGACGAAGACGAUGGAGGGAACAUAGAGCGAACCACUGACGGCGAACCAGAGACGUGCGCGGCCGUCGCGUGUGAACCUGACGUCUCCACGUGUACUUUGCCGAACCAGGAACUGGUUCCUGAUGAAGCGUGCAUCGCAACCCCGCCUGGUUCUGAGAACCCUGGUCCUGUGCCAGCUCCUCGACGGAAGCGCAAGCUGAAGAGAGCAGAGUUCAGCUCGAGCCUUAGGAGCUCGCUGAGGAGCAGGAAGCAAGGAGGAGGCUCCACCAUCCUGGAGGAGCUGGAGGAGAAGGUCAGGGAGCUGGAGGACUCGGUGAGCAGGAAGGAAGAAGAGCUCAGGAUCGCUGAUGGAGAGGCGACCGAGCUGAGCAACAAGCUGCAGCACACGCAGCAACUUGCCCUUAGUAAGGACGCGGAGUUGGCGUUGGUGCGACGCGCCCUGACAGAGCUCCAGCAGCAGCUCCUACGCAGCCUGGAGGCCAACGAGGCCAACAAUACCGAACUACAGUCCUCGUUUAAGGAGCGCGUGGACGCUGUGGUGGCGCGCGGGCGCCUCAAGGACCGCAUCAUCGCCACGCUCGUCAUGCAGAUACGCGCCGUGCUCAGAACGUCGAACAUGAGUGUGGCGGUGAAGCAGUUACGUCAGAUAGACGACAACGCAGCGUUGCGUCGACAACGUAAGACGAUGCUGCAGAAACUCGGCAUAACGAACGGCGACGUUGCGAGUAACGUCGCGCCCGACGACGAUGAUGACGAGAUCGUCGAUUACGACGUCGAGUCUGUGUGUGACGCCAUGAUGCGGCCACAUGAGAUGGUCUUUGGUUCUCUGAUGCUCAUCAGAGAGUCUCUUCUCUCAGUGAAUGGAGAACUACUGCUCGAUAAAUGCUCUCAAACUGUCGAGCGGGAUUUCCUUCGCCCUAUAAUGACUCAUCAAGAGACACAAACCACAUCAGAACACACCUCACAUUUUCCUGUUCAAGUGUCUGAACAAUUCAGUGAUGUCCGGACGCUCGAUCUAAUACCGCGAUGUGAACUUGAUAUAAUUGAAUCAGAAAUUGUUGAACCUGUCGUAUGUGCUGUGAAAUCGCCUCAAGAUAAUGAUCCCUCUUUAAAUGAUCAGAAUUCAAAGAUUAAUAAUGACUUCGUUGCGGAUGUUUCAUCAAGUCCGGCUUUUGAAGGAGUUAAAUCAGUUUCGUGUUCCGUGAACCAAGCCCUAAACGGAAACGUAUUCGCGCAGGAUAGCCAUAAAGUUAUCCAAGAACCGUACUGCAACUUUAACACAGAAGUUACGUCUGAAAUUUUUGAAAAUGAAGAAGGUAGCAGUAUCGUAAUACGAGUGCACACAGACCGAGACGAAGUUCCUCAGGUUAAAGAACCGCUUCACCCAGUACCUCCAAUACCUUCUAUUCAUAUGUAUACCCAAACAACACAAACUUGCUUCCGUAGGAUAGGCCCAGCAAGACAGUCGUUCAUUCCUCGACCCACCGCUCGAACCACCAUAACUUGCGCCCCAAACUCUACUGAUGUUCUGACACCUUCUAUUAGUGUGCACAACUCACCAACGGCAAACACUUCUGUUGGGAAGAAAGUGUCGCCUUUACCGACAGAAAAGAAAGUACCUAAUAUCCAAUCAUAUCCACCCUGUAACGUUUCUUCUGCACAGUCUUCGUGCUCAGAAGUAUCUCAAUCACAGUCUUCAUGCACCACCGUAUCCUUAGCACAGUCUUCGAGCUCUGAAGUAUCCCAAUCACAGUCUUCAUGCACCACCGUAUCCUUAGCACAGUCUUCAUGCUCCACCGUAUCCCUCUCACAGUCUUCAUGCUCCACCGUAUCCCUCCCACAGCCUUCAUGCUUCACUGUAUCCUCAGCACAGUCUUCGUGCCCCACCGUAUCCCUAUCACAAUCUUCUAUACGUCAGAAAGUAAGCCAUGCACCAUCUAUCCCAGCACCGAAACUCUCUCUUGCACCAUCUGGUUUAGCUUGCAAGCCAGCAAGCACAGCGCGAGGUGGCAUUGCAUGGUCAAAAAGGGGACAUCCUGCGACGUCCUGUGAUGCCAGCGGCCGUUGCUCCAAGGUUCCCUCUCACGUCACACACAAGCCCAAUGCCGUAUCAGAUGCUCGAUGUAUAAGAAGGAUGCUCACUGACGUCGCUCCGCCACGCGCGAGAGUGAACUGCAUCGCUGCCGGCGAACUCGACCCUACCGCCGCAGAGUCCGCUUCGAAUAGCGAAUCCCUUCCAUCUCAACAUUCACUUCAUACAUUCGACAAAAAAUCCUCAUCAGAUGCUCACUCGUCCGUGAGAAACGCACGUUCAAAUUCUCUUUCUUGCUCGCGAGGGCAGGUUCCUUCAUCCCCUCCAAAAUGGCGACCGGCUGGCUCAACCUCGACAGAUCCUCCGGCACUUCUAAGCAGCAGUUGUAAAGUGGAUGGCAGCGGGUGUAUUCCCAAGCCCGAAGAUCUCCGAGUUACUCGACACGUGGGGAAAGAUGGCGUGGUGAUCGCAUGGAACCCUCUAGACCACGACUGCGUGGCAGGCUUCCAGGUGGUGGUAGGAGGCCAAGUGGUCCAGUUCAUCAAGUCUCCCCACAGAACCAAGGCUUUGAUCACAGGUCUACCCAUCUCGCCUACCAUCACCAUCGGUCUGGUGUCGGUGGGUGUAGAUGGCAGGUGUUCCAAACCUGCGGUCGUGGCGUGCGAUCGGUCACAAUUGAGCUCCAGGAGAAUCGUCAGGAAAAGUUCUUCCUCAAGACGAACAGUCGGACCGACUGCUAUCUAAUGAGCACGGAAUCAUUGUAUUUUGGACGUAAUAUUUGCGGUCAAACCCUAUUUUUUUAACAUGACUAGGGCUUUUUUUUACUUUGGACCGAGUUUAGAUUUUUAUCUUUACAUUUAAGUAAAAAAUAACUUCUACAAUUUCUUAUAUUGAGCGGUGGUUUUCAGGGUCUGUGCGGAUUCAUCAACUUUUUUGUGUUUUCCAUGUUGUGGCAAACUUUUGUUUCUUUUUGUUUUCAUAGUUGUUUUUAAUAUGAAAACUUGACGUUCUUCAGGGUGUUACGCAUUUAGGUAUACAUUUUUUCAUUGUAUUAUUUUUACCUAUAAUUUAAACUGUGAUCAUGUUCUACGAUUGUCGGAAGAUCAAGCUUCAAUUUGCUUAAUGAGACUUAUGUUCAAUACCGGAAUUCAAUAGCCUGCGACUACACAUCGUACAAACCGUUGUUGGUAUGCGUGUCAACGCUGUGCGUUUUGACGUACGGCGCUCAGUUUUGAAUCAGGACAGGAUAUUGUAUUAUUUUUUUAGCAUAUUUUGUUCUAACAUCUGCCCCAACUAUUCAAUUAAAGCAUUCGUGCUUUAAGAGAUACUAUAAUUAACUCACAAACUUGACUGAAUGAUUUUUUACAGAAGUAGAAUCCCGUAGUCUAGUUAAUUAUUUUUACCAACGCGUAUUCCUAGUUUGAAAGAUUUGUUAUCUUGUUCUAGUGCCCUUAUUUUUCAUUGUUAUUUGAUAUUAAUAGUUUGUAUGGAUUUGGUUCAUACUUGACUUUGAUUUGUCGCGUUUCUGCGCUUGAUAAGUUGAGUAUUCAACUCGUGUGAGCGUGUGUGUGUUCAUAUCGUUUUCCAUGUGAGAUACUUCAAUUAAAUAACAUUUGUACAGAUCCUUUUAAGUGCCAACUACGUUUAAUACUUAAUAAUUACGAAACAUGUUGCCAGUAUAGUGCAACGCCUGCUAUAGCACUAGUGACAUGUACAUCAUUUUCUUGCGAGUAUAUAGCAACGUCCUUUUUUAGUAGUACAUGUAAAUAAUUUUACUGCAAGGAUAGUUCAGCGUCUUUAUUUUUCUCAGUACAUGGACAUCAUUUUUUUGAUGAGUGUAGUGCAACUUCUGUUUUUCUUUAUUAGUGCAUGGACAUCAUUUUCAUGCAAUUCUAGUGCAUCGUUUUUUUAGCAGUACAUAUACACCAUUUUCAUGGCGGUUAAAGAGCUCUCUCUCUCUCUUGGCGGGAGCUCUUUUUCUUGGCGGUUAAAGAGCUCUCUUUAGCGACGUUUCAUCUUCAGCUCCCGCGUUGUAGUCUCGACGUCGUUGUCUGUUCUUGUAUUAUUGUUUCGUUGUUUGCGAUAUCAUUCAAUAAAUAUAACUAAACUUA
This is a messenger RNA of Hyalella azteca, 8675 nucleotides long. RefSeq lists its product as uncharacterized. NCBI's taxonomy places the organism in Eukaryota, Metazoa, Arthropoda, Malacostraca, Amphipoda, Hyalellidae. The coding region runs from base 1 to 7308 and encodes 2435 amino acids. The record is from RefSeq and is a predicted model, not a curated record. The transcript has 29 exons.